Molecule: messenger RNA, 3158 nt
Organism: Xyrauchen texanus (razorback sucker)
Lineage: Eukaryota; Metazoa; Chordata; Actinopteri; Cypriniformes; Catostomidae
Product: nuclear receptor subfamily 1 group D member 1-like
Exons: 8
Coding region: 409-2325 (638 amino acids)
Biological process (GO): negative regulation of transcription by RNA polymerase II; hormone-mediated signaling pathway; cell differentiation
Molecular function (GO): zinc ion binding; nuclear receptor activity; RNA polymerase II cis-regulatory region sequence-specific DNA binding
Source: RefSeq, a predicted model, not a curated record
UAGCCUCGUGCAGCGGCGGCGGAUCCGGUGCGCCUGCGCUCAUCUCACCUAUGCAUGUGCUUUGGAACGAGGCAGCCGAAGCAAAACCGGGUCGACUUGACAGAACUGUUCAGAUCGACACAGAUUGGGCGAGAGAAAGGACAGUCGCACCGGCGUAUGAUACACUUUCAUUGAAUGAACCACAUUUCACUGACACAUUACGCGUAACUCAGCCUUCGUCAUUUUAUUUCUGCAUGCAUCUAUCAGAUGCUUAAUUACUUUUUGCGAUUUUAGAAGGGUCAUUACUUGACAGUUAUGACUAUAUACUAAAGAAGCAUCGAUCUCUGAGAAAAAAAAAAACAGCAGUGCAUCUAGAGCGAGAACAUCUCCUCUUGGUGUUGCAUUCGAGAUUCUCUGAUCAAUAUCUGCAUGACUUUAUUGGGACUCAAUAUGACGACAGCAGUAGACACGAACAACACAGGUGGGGUAAUAUCAUACAUUGGAUCAUGUGGGGGCUCUCCCAGCCGCACCAGUCCUGUGUCCAUGUACAGUGAAAAUUCCAAUGGCAGUAUGCACUCCCUUACCCAAACCUGCUUCGGCUCUUCAUUCCCACCUUCCCCCAAUGGAUCCCAAGAUUCCUCAUAUAUGUACACCAGCAGCAGUAGCAGCAGCUCAAGUUCAGGAUCAGGUGAGGACGGAAACUCAUCAUGCUCCAGUGGAUCCCCAAGAGGUCGUGAUGAUGGUGGAAGUGCACGCAAUUCACCCAACAAAUCAGUUGCCACCCUUACUAAGCUGAAUGGAAUGGUGUUGCUGUGCAAGGUGUGUGGGGAUGUGGCGUCUGGAUUUCACUAUGGUGUCCAUGCCUGUGAGGGAUGCAAGGGUUUCUUUCGACGCAGCAUCCAGCAGAACAUCCAGUACAAAAAGUGCCUAAAGAAUGAAACUUGUACUAUUAUGAGGAUCAACCGGAACAGGUGCCAACAGUGCCGUUUCAAGAAGUGUCUGUCUGUGGGCAUGUCCCGCGAUGCUGUUCGUUUUGGCCGUAUCCCAAAACGUGAGAAGCAGCGCAUGCUGGCCGAGAUGCAGAACGCAAUGAAUAACAUGGUGAACAAUCAGCUGCAGAACGAAUUUCAGCUGGCGAGCAUCACAUCCAACACCCACUGUUCUUCUUCUGAUUCUCCAUCCACUUCCUCCUCUUCUUCAUCUCCGUGCCCUGGUCUUACAAUAGGGCCCCAACCAUCUGCAGUGCUUGUAGCAACAUCACCUUCCCACACUGCACCAGCCUCCCCAUCAGAGCAGCAAGCUCAGAGUCCUCCACCCCUUUCCUAUUCUCCACCUUUGUGCGCCAGCCCAGAUGUAGACACAACCAUUGCUGCCAUAACCAGGGCACACCGUGAGACCUUCGUCUAUGCCCAUGAUAAAUUAGGUCCAGCACUGCUGCCUCACAAUACUGAGCUAGACAACCGAAGCAGCAAUCGGUGCAUGGCUGGUUUCCACCUUAAUGGCCAUAACACCAUCUACCACCAUGAUAAUAAUGUCGCUCAUCAUCAUAAUAACUUUGAGUCACCACCAGAAAAUGGCCACCAUUUUCAGGCCUCCCCAGCACCUGGACAGCAUCAGCAUGGAAUGGUGCAAAAUAAAAAUGGGCAGUGGCCUCCAAACAGUAAUCUCUACGGAGUCCACAAUGGUCAGGAGAUAAACAGCAGUUCCCAGGGUCAAAACUGUCCAUGGAAAACACACAAAGAGAUUUUAUUGGCUUGUCCAAUGAAUAUGCAUCCUUAUGCAGACCCCAACAAAACACCCCAGCAAAUUUGGGAAGACUUCUCUCUGAGCUUCACACCAGCAGUUCGAGAGGUGGUGGAGUUUGCCAAACACAUCCCAGGGUUCAGCACAUUAUCCCAAAAUGACCAGGUCACUUUGCUGAAGGCUGGAACAUUUGAGGUCCUCAUGGUACGCUUCUGCUCUCUUUUCAAUGUAAAAGAGAGGACUGUAACAUUCAUCUCUGGCACCACCUACAGCCUGGAUGCACUGAAAAGCAUGGGCAUGGGAAUUCUGCUGGGCACCAUGUUCGACUUCAGUGAAAAACUCAAUGCAUUAGAACUCUCAUCAGAAGAGCUGGGACUCUUCACUGCUGUGGUGCUUGUAUCUGCAGAUCGCUCUGGUAUUGAAAAUGUGAAUUCAGUGGAGACGCUUCAGGAAAGUCUAAUCCGGGCCCUUCGAUCCCUCAUCAGCAAGAGUGCCCCUGAAGACGGCUCCCGAUUCACAAAGCUGCUGCUCAAACUUCCUGACCUGCGCACACUGAAUAACAUGCACUCUGAGAAGUUGCUAUCCUUCCGCAUUGAUGCAUGAGCUCAAAGACUGCUGCCAUAAGAAGCACAAUAAGUUUGGCUGAAAGACAAAAAUGAUACCAACACUGGUACCCUUUCCAAGAGAACCCAUCAGAAAGAAAACUGAUGACUUCAAAGCACUUGACACAUUUGAAGGGACACUUUAGAAUGAAGUGAAAAAAGGCUCUAAUGGCCACUUAAUAGCCUUCAUGGUCAGGGCAAUUAAAAGGGUUCUUGUACCACUUGUUUUAUCAGACAUACUUGAAAUGGGUGGCAAAAUUAGGUUAAUACUAAAAGAAGAACAAAGCCACAGCUCCAUAGCAGAGACAUAUUAUGAUUCUGUCUUCGAGAACUUUAAAUAUACAGUAUGGGACCCUCGUCAGAGAGGACAAACCAUAGGGAACAAGUGCAAAAUGCCUCUUGCAAGGAUCUCCAUGCCACUUCCAGAGAGGGGAUAGAAGACACCAGCUGCAGAAUAUGCAGAUUACACCAGAUGUCUCCUCAUACCCAGUCAGGCCUGGGAUCCUGCUACACACAUGCUCAGAGAUUAAAUGAUCAUUUAAAAUAAAAUGCAAAUGACAAUUUACAGUCUAUGUGGUAUUAUCCUCCGGACAUUUUUACAUCCCUGUGACUUUGUAAAAUAAGUGUAAAUAUGAUAUAUAAAUAUACUUAAACUGUUUUAAAAUGUAUAAUAUAUAUUUUUUUUUGUAAACUUCACAUGCUCAAUGCAAACUAUAUAUAUAUAUAAAGUAUGUAUGUAUAUAUAUAUCUGGGCACAAACAUAUAAGUAGAGUGUAUGAAUAUUAUUGAAUAUGCAGCCAUGUAUUUCAAAUGUCUUUUACUUCAUAAAGGUAU